CGCCAUCUUCGCCUUCUCCACCUGUGGCAGUUAUUCCGGGAUGUUCAAGAUUGCUGUGGAGUGCAAGAGCUGGGUGCAGAGCGACCUGAGUAUAGAGGUGGAGUUUGAGUAUCCCUUCAGACUCCACCAGGAGUAUUUUGAUGCGCCCACCUGUAAGUCUGAGUAUAAAGAACGGGUUUUCCUGACUGGCGACUACUCCUCCUCGGCUGAAUUCUUUGUCACCAUCGGCGUCUUCGCCUUCCUGUACUCUAUGGCGGCUCUCACCAUUUACGUCUUCUUCUUUGAAAAGUACAAGGAGAACAACAAGGGCCCACUGAUCGACCUGGGAGUCACCGGAGUGUUUGCCUUCAUGUGGCUGGUGAGUUCGGCAGCCUGGGCCAAAGGUCUGUCCAACGUGAAGACUGCGACCAACCCGGAUGAAGUCAUCACUAUGAUCCACGCCUGUGAAGAGGAUGAGAACAGAUGCCGUGAAGUCCACGACCCGGUUAUGUCUGGAUUGAACACCUCUGUGGCAUUUGGUUUCAUUAACCUGGUCCUGUGGGCGGGAAACCUCUGGUUCAUCUAUAGGGAGACGGGCAUCAUCGCUGACUCCGUGUUGGCUCCGCCUCCUCAGGAGAAACCUGCUGCACCUGACGCCCACGUCAAGCAGGGGGCCAACGAACAAGAAACAUACAGCAACAAACAGGCAGGCUACCCACCUGACUGCAGCCAGGAGGGAUAUCCCCAGGACGUGCAGUACAGUCAGGGUUCCAACCAGCAGGGGGCGCCGACUUCCUUCUCCAAUCACAUGUGAGCUGUGAGGAAGAGGCUUGUGUCUCUGUCACAGGAACCGUCGUAACGAGCCAACAGUGAGCCACCUGCAAUCUACCCACAAUGCAACACUCCAUGGAGAUCGAUGAGGGAAAAGAGGUUUAGAUGUUCACUGUAACAAACUGAUGUAUAAAUGAUUAAUAAAAGCUAACCUGUAACCAGUGACAGUGCUGAUAGGACUUACACACA
Messenger RNA from Neolamprologus brichardi, 999 nucleotides. NCBI's taxonomy places the organism in Eukaryota, Metazoa, Chordata, Actinopteri, Cichliformes, Cichlidae. The record is from RefSeq and is a predicted model, not a curated record.